Messenger RNA from Nicotiana tabacum (common tobacco), 1329 nucleotides. The record is from RefSeq and is a predicted model, not a curated record. Lineage: Eukaryota; Viridiplantae; Streptophyta; Magnoliopsida; Solanales; Solanaceae.
AUGAAUUUAGGCCGUCAAGGCAAAGUUAAAGAAGCUCGGCAAUUGUUUGACGAAAUGCCUCAAAGAGAUGUUGUUUCUUAUGCUUCAAUGAUUACUGUUUAUUUAAAACAUAAGGAUCUUCCUAAUGCUGAGACGUUGUUUUAUUCAAUGUCUGAGAGAAAUGUAGUGUCUGAUUCUGCUAUGGUUCAUGCUUAUGCUAAAAACCGUAGAGUGGAUGAAGCUCGAAAGCUGCUUCAAGAAAUGCCAGAGAAAAAUGUGGUUACUUGGACUGCAGCAAUGGUGGGCUAUGCUCAAAAUGGUUUGAUUAAUGAGGCACAACAUAUUUUUGAUCAGAUUCCUGAGAAAAAUGUUAUUGUUUGGACGGCGAUGAUCAGGGCUUAUGUUAAAGAUAGUCAGGUGGAUCAAGCUCUUGAGCUCUUCUAUAAGAUGCCUGAACGUAAUUUAUAUUCUUGGAAUGUUAUGAUUCAAGGUUGUUUAAAUGACAAGAGAGUGGACAAAGCUUUGGAACUAUUUAAUCCGAUGCCAUGGAAAAAUGCAGUUUCCUGGACAACUAUCGUUACUGGUCUUGCACGAAAUGGGUUGUUAGAAAUGGCAAGAGAGUACUUUGAUCAAAUGCCAAACAGGGAUCCUGCUGCGUGGAAUGCUAUGAUAACAACCUACGUUGAUGAAGGCCUAGCGGCUAAGGCCGAUGAACUUUUUGAUUCGAUGCCUAAUAAAGAGACUGUAAGUUGGAAUGUAAUGAUUGGCGGGUAUGCAAAAAGUGGCCUUGAGGGUGAAGCCUUGAAGUGUUUCAUUAGCAUGCUCCGAUCAGGCUUAAGGCCGAAUCAGACUACUCUCACCAGUGUAGUGACCUCAUGUGGGGGGAUCCUGGAGUUAUUGCAAGCUCAUGUUCUUGUUUUACUGUUAGGAUUUGACCAAGACACUUCACUUAAUAAUGCUCUCGUCACCAUGUACUCUAGAUGUGGAGAUAUCAACUCCUCAUUAAUCACUUUUGAGAAUCUCAUAGUAAAGGAUGUUGUUUCAUGGACUGCAAUAAUACUGGCAUAUGCUAAUCAUGGUCUUGGAAACCAAGCAUUACAAGCCUUCGCGCAAAUGCUAAGGUUCGGUAACAAGCCAGACAAGAUCACUUUUGUGGGACUUUUGUCAGCUUGUAGUCAUGCCGGUCUUGUUAAGAAAGGUCAAAAGUUUUUCGAGUCUAUGAGGUAUGCCUAUGGUUUAAAACCGAGGGCUGAACAUUAUUGUUGCCUUGUCGAUAUUUUAGGUCGUGGUAAGUUAGUUGAUGAGGCUAUGCGGGUGGUGCAACAGAUGCCUCCGGAGGAAUGUCGCUGA